This is a messenger RNA of Neltuma alba, 2789 nucleotides long. RefSeq names its product adagio protein 1-like. Bases 222 to 2054 code for a protein of 610 amino acids. Gene Ontology annotation, cellular component: cytosol; nucleus; SCF ubiquitin ligase complex. The record is from RefSeq and is a predicted model, not a curated record. The transcript is spliced from 2 exons. Gene Ontology annotation, molecular function: protein binding. Gene Ontology annotation, biological process: response to blue light; circadian rhythm. NCBI's taxonomy places the organism in Eukaryota, Viridiplantae, Streptophyta, Magnoliopsida, Fabales, Fabaceae.
CCAAAGGCGGUUCGUGUUGUAUGUGCGCCUGCACACAUGUAAAUAACAAAUAGCCCUUUCUUUCUCUUCCAAUAAUCUCAUGCCCAGCCAAAUUUCCAAACGUUGCUCACCGCUCGUUCUGUACGUCUGAGCCCUUUCCCAGCCUCUCUCUCUCUGCGUCUUUGCUUCACCUUGUUUCCAUUCAUGGGUUGAACUUGUUUUCCCCUUCUUCUUCGAGGCACAUGGAGUGGGACAGCAAUUCAGAUCUAAGCGGUGAUGAUGAGGAGACCUUCGCGUUUAACGAUGGUGGCCUACUUCCCUUUCCGGUGGAAAACUUGCUCCAAACGACUCCCUGUGGGUUCGUCGUCACUGAUGCUCUCGAGCCUGACCACCCUAUUAUUUAUGUCAAUACUGUGUUCGAGAUGGUCACUGGCUAUCGGGCAGAGGAAGUGCUUGGUCGCAACUGCCGAUUCCUGCAGUGUCGUGGUCCAUUUGCUAAAAGAAGGCAUCCAUUGGUGGACUCUGCUGUAGUUUCUGAAAUUAGGAGGUGUCUUGAUGAGGGGAUUGAGUUCCAAGGUGAGUUAUUAAACUUUAGGAAAGAUGGAUCUCCACUGAUGAACAGAUUGCGGCUGACACCUAUAUAUGGAGAUGAUGAGACAAUAACACAUGUCAUUGGAAUCCAGUUCUUCACAGAGGCAAAUAUUGAUCUUGGUCCUGUACUGGCUCCUGCAAUGAAGGAAUCUGCCAAGUCAUCUGAUAAAUUUCGUACUGCUCUUUCAACGUUGAGUCCCCUUUCAGUGGGGGACCGUAAUGUAUCUCGUGGAGUUUGUGGGAUUCUGCAAUUGAGUGAUGAGGUAAUAUCUCUCAAGAUACUUUCCCGCCUAACUCCAAGAGAUAUUGCUUCUGUUAGCUCUGUCUGCAGGCAAUUAUAUGAACUGACAAAAAAUGAAAGUCUUUGGAGAAUGGUGUGUCAAAAUGCAUGGGGUAGUGAAACUACACGUGUUUUAGAGACUGUGCCUGGUGCAAGGAGACUUGGAUGGGUUCGGCUGGCAAGAGAGUUGACUACUCUUGAAGCCGCAGCAUGGAGAAAGCUGACUGUUGGAGGUGCUGUUGAACCCUCACGCUGUAAUUUUAGUGCCUGUGCUGUUGGUAAUAGGGUAGUCUUAUUUGGUGGUGAAGGUGUCAAUAUGCAGCCUAUGAAUGACACCUUUGUGCUGGAUCUAAACUCAAAAAAUCCGGAGUGGCAACACGUCCAGGUGAGUUCUCCUCCUCCUGGUCGUUGGGGCCACACAAUUUCCUGUGUAAAUGGUUCUAAUUUGGUUGUAUUUGGAGGCUGUGGAAGGCAGGGCUUGCUCAAUGACGUCUUUGUGCUGGACCUGGAUGCGAAGCCUCCUACUUGGCGUGAAAUAUCUGGAUUGGCACCUCCGCUUCCAAGAUCAUGGCACAGCUCCUGUACUCUUGAUGGUACCAAGCUAAUAGUUUCUGGUGGCUGUGCAGAUUCUGGAGUACUUUUGAGUGACACAUUCCUCCUUGACCUGUCUAUGGAGAAACCAGUGUGGAGAGAGAUACCUGUGGCAUGGACUCCACCUUCUCGCCUAGGGCACACACUAUCUGUUUAUGGGGGGAGGAAAAUACUAAUGUUUGGAGGUCUUGCUAAGAGUGGGCCUCUGAGGUUUCGUUCCAGUGAUGUAUUCACCAUGGACUUAAGUGAGGAGGAACCAUGUUGGAGAUGUGUAACUGGGAGUGGAAUGCCCGGUGCUGGGAAUCCUGGGGGCAUAGCUCCCCCUCCUAGACUUGAUCAUGUUGCGGUUAGUCUCCCGGGUGGGAGAAUCCUGAUAUUUGGUGGAUCUGUUGCAGGUCUUCACUCUGCUUCCCAGCUUUACAUCCUGGACCCCACCGAAGAGAAACCUACAUGGAGAAUACUGAAUGUACCAGGACGCCCUCCUAGAUUUGCUUGGGGACACAGCACGUGUGUUGUUGGAGGGACAAGAGCUAUUGUACUGGGUGGCCAAACUGGAGAGGAAUGGAUGCUAGGCGAGCUCCAUGAGCUUUCUCUGGCAAGUUCUGUAAAUUAGCUAUUCUGUUAAUGGACAAAUUGCUAGGUGUAAUGAAGGGACUAUCAGGAGGCUCUAUUCAGAAAAUGUGAAAAUCACUAUGAGCAUCGGUUGGCGGCUAAAGGUUGGGUUGGUCACUGAUGACUUGACAAGCAAUGCUCUGGUCAGAACUUUUGUAUUACGUUGUGUGCUCAAUGCGUUUUUCAUUUAAGGUUGAACCGGUUCUGGCAAGGGAACUUUGAAUGAGGGACAUGAGACCGUGUUUGUUUUUUGAGGUUGUGUGAGACUUUGCCCUUCAGUACGCACAAUGAAUUAUUCUUCCUGAAUAGAUUAGUAGUGUCUGAUAACAAGUAGGUAGCGUAUUAGGGUAGCUUCUGACUUGAUUUAACGUGUCUUGUUCCUGUUUAAGUCCUGUAAUUUGAACCGUGAAAACCAAAGGAGAAAAAAAAAAAGUUGCAUGUUCAUAGUAACGUAAUUGGGUCUAUUGUAUGAAACAAAGUUUCUACAUUUUGUCGGCUGCAAAAUGGAUUGUGGAUGGCUCAGAUUUGGACUUCUUAGUGCAGCUCUGGAGGACUGCUGCAGCCUAACCUCUUAUGGUUUCAGUGUGUGUAUAAAUAAUUUGGAACUCUUAUUUGAUUGUGCCUUCUCUUUUGUUACCCCCCCCCCCCCACCCCCAAAUUGUCAAACCAUUUGGACCUCCAUUGGAAUGGAUUUAUUCGAUUUUCUGCCCAGCCUCAGGCUGGAAAAGAAGUUUGA